Chironomus riparius is the source of this 2022-nucleotide messenger RNA. Lineage: Eukaryota; Metazoa; Arthropoda; Insecta; Diptera; Chironomidae. The record is from the annotation of a GenBank genome assembly.
CCUCAACAACACAUCACGAAAAAAAGAAUAUUUUUUUUUUCCUCUCCACAAUAAAGACACACAUUCAAUUUAGAUUAAAUGAGAUCGAAAGACAGAAGUGAAAAAGUACUUUUUUUAUUAUUUUCAAAUCAAAGACAAACUUUUUAAGUUUAUUUUUCAAACGAAACUCACCGAAAGUCCAACCAAAGCGAUGUCAUUUUCCCGUCAAAUUCUCAUCUUCAUCUGCAUUUGGGGUCUGCUGAUUUACUUUUUCCUUAUCAAACUUAAUCCAACGUCGCGCAGCAAAGAGACGGACGAGAUUGAGCGACUCAAUUCAGCACUGCUGUACCUUGAGAAGUCAAAGGCAAUAGACAAUGAGUUGAGGAGACUACUGGAUGAAUAUGUCAACGAUGUUGCAAGUCCAGAGCAGAAAAGUGAACUUUUAAAGCGAAUCAGUUCGAAAUUUCAAGAUGUGACGUCGUCAAGCACUGGAUUAUCGUCAAAUGGAGUUCCAUCAUAUGAAUAUGAGCAGCUGAGGCGACGUGUCACGACAAAUGUUGGUGAAUUGUGGAACUAUAUGGGCACGGAGUUGUCAAAAAUUGAAAAAUCAAUGAGGAGUGAAUUCGAGAUGCAGCAAUCGAUAAAACAAAUGAAGAAUUUUAUGGAGCUCGCAAGGGAGCACAUACGAUCCCUAACAACAGACCUUAACACAAUGAAAGGUGCUGACGGUUACGAAGCCUACCGCCAUAAAGAGUCAAAAGCUCUCAGCGAUCUCGUACAAAAGCGACUUCACUACCUUCAAAAUCCUUCCGAUUGCUCGACAGCAAGAAAACUAGUUUGUAAGAUAAACAAAGGCUGUGGCUUUGGUUGCCAAUUACAUCAUAUUGUCUACUGCUUUAUCAUGGCAUAUGCAACUGAGCGAACACUGAUUCUUAAAUCGAAAGGAUGGAGAUAUCAUAAAGGAGGUUGGGAAGAGAUUUAUCUUCCUGUCAGUGAGACAUGUCUGGACUCUGAUAAAGGAUCACAGGGAACGUGGCCACAGCAGGAUGUUCAAGUCAUGUCAGUGCCAAUUAUUGAUUCAUUGAAUCCACGUCCAUCUUACCUUCCACUUGCCAUCCCAGCUGAUUUAGCACCAAGACUGACAAAACUUCAUGGCGAUCCAAUUGCUUGGUGGAUUGGACAGUUGUUAAAGUACAUCCUUAAGCCACAGCCCGAGACACUCGAGAUGCUCGAAAAUGGCAAAAAUAAAUUAGGAUUUAAGAAACCAAUUGUUGGUGUUCAUGUCCGACGUACUGAUAAAGUCGGAACGGAAGCAUCAUUCCAUAGUCUAGAAGAAUACAUGAAAGGCGUCGAUGACUACUACGACCAGCUGGAAAUGGUCGAGCAUGUUGAUAAAAGACGAGUUUAUAUAGCUAGUGAUGAUCCAAAAGUAAUUGAUGAGGCAAGGCGGAAUUAUCCGCAAUAUGAAGUAAUUGGUGAUCCAGAAAUCGCAAAGGUUGCUGCUGUGUCGACGAGAUAUACGGACUCGUCGCUCAAUGGAAUCAUGUUGGAUAUUGAUUUACUAUCUAAAUGUGAUUAUCUUGUGUGCACUUUCAGUUCGCAAGUUUGUCGUGUAGCCUAUGAGAUAAUGCAAACAUUGUAUCCAGAUGCAUCGAGUAAAUUUAAGUCAUUAGAUGAUAUUUAUUAUUAUGGUGGUCAAAAUGCCCAUAACGUGAUAAGUGUUAUGGAUCAUCAACCAAAGAGCGCCGAGCAAAUUCAAAUCAAGACUGGCGAUCUGAUAGGAAUCGCUGGUAAUCACUGGAAUGGAUUUUCAAAAGGCAAAAAUGCUAGAACAAAUCAAAAUGGACUUUUCCCAUCAUUUAAAGUGAAUAACAAAGUCGAAGUAGCUGAUUUUCCAACAUAUAGUCACGUCGAGUGAGAUAGAUUUUAAUAUUAAAUCAACAAGUCAAAAUUAUCAAAAACAAUUUCGAGUAAAUUUGUGGAAGUAAUUUAAAAAAAUUAUGAUAACGAAAAAUAUCAAUGGAAUUUAGCAGGAUUCAAACU